AUGGAACUCCUUAAAAAAUCCCUCUACGAGCUUUUGAAAGCCGUGAUUACCGCCGCACUUGCGGCUUUUGGUCUUUCUUCCGAUGACCUUGGCGACGGGAAUCCUAACGGUAUUGACUGGAAUGUACUGCGGAAGCGCGGAAAGCGCCAUGACUACUUUACCAGUGCCCUUCCGUGGACUCAGAAAGGCCAGGCUAUUGAAUUGCCGCUUGGUACUUCUGCGCCUGUGACGUAUAAUGCUACCAAUCCCCACGAUUCUUAUUUGACUGGUAAACAGGCUGGUCUGUGGCAAAAGGGUAAUAAUACCGAUGCCGACCGUGCACAGGCUUGUUAUCUUGGCGACGAUGAUUCUGCCAAGCGUAUCCGCCCUGACUUGCAAGAACCUUUGUGGCUUAAUGCCGACCUUAGCCGUGCAACUGCAGCGACUAUUAAUUCCCUCCGCAUGGCUUUUCAGCUACAGAGAUUGCUCGAAACUGAUGCCCGUUGUGGUACUCGUCUCUGCGAGAUUAUCCGUGGUCACUUUAAGACUAUAUGUCCUGACGCUCGUCUGCAAAGGUCUGAGUAUCUCGGCGGUUCUUCCACUCCUAUUGGUUUCUUGCCUGUCGCUCAGACUGCCGAAAACGGAGAUACCCCGCAAGGUAAUCUCGUCGCUAACGCCCCACAGUCCCUUGACGUAUGGCAUUUAGCUCAGCGGUUUGAUACUCUUCCAACACUCUCUAAAGAGUUUAUUGAGGAUAACCCACCUCUUAAACGUGUUCUUAGUGUUCAGGAUGAACCAGAGAUUAUUCUUGAUGCGUAUCUUGGUCAGAAGUGGACUCGGCCUAUGGGUGUAAGGUCUAUUCCCGGCCUUGUCGAUCAUCUCUAA
This is a messenger RNA of Cylicocyclus nassatus, 864 nucleotides long. Lineage: Eukaryota; Metazoa; Nematoda; Chromadorea; Rhabditida; Strongylidae. The record is from the annotation of a GenBank genome assembly.